AUUUACCAAACAUAUUAUUUUUCAUUUACUACUUAAAUAGAAUAAUGUAAAUUAAUUUUGUCUUUUAAAAAUUUAUGCUAUCAAGAUUAUUCUUCUACUAGUUCAUAAGAUAUAUUACAAACAGGAGUUAACAAAUACCAGUCAAGAUGACGGAAGAUAUUCGUGACAUUUUGGACAUUGAUAGAGGAUCUGGUCCUCAAGUCUCUAAAGAAGAUAUACUUGGUACAAACAAGAAAAAAGUUUCACUACCAUCUGGUAAUCGUCAAAACCGUAGACCUGAAGGAAUGGCUCGUGAAGUAUAUGCCUUGUUGUACAAUGAUAAAAAAGAUGUCCCCCCUGUUAUUGAAACCGAGACUGGUCCUACUUAUAAGCUCCAAAAGGCUAGAUUGGGUAUGCGACGUGUUCGUCCUUGGAUUUGGGCUCCAUUUAUAAAUCCAGCUCGAGAAGAUGGUGUUGCUUUCUUCCAUUGGCGAAGAGUUGCUGAUGAGGGUAAAGAAUAUCCAUUUGCUAAAUUUAACAAGAAAAUUGAAAUACCGAGUUAUACAGAUAUUGAAUACAAAGAACAUUUAGAAUCAGAAACAUGGAGUCGAGAGGAGACUGAUCGUCUUUUUGAUAUGUGCCAGCGUUUUGAUUUACGUUUUAUAGUCAUUCAAGGCAGAUGGAACUUAGAAGAAUAUGAGAAUGCUGUUAAACGAUCUACCGAAGAUCUAAAGGAUAGAUAUUAUUCAGUGUGUAAUACAUUGACAAAGGUUAUUAGAGGUGGCAAUAUCAAUGAAGCAAAAAUGUUUGACGCAGAACAUGAAACUCGUAGAAAACAACAAUUGGAAAGACUGUUCAGUAGAACUCCUAAACAAAUUGAGGAAGAACAAAUGUUACUACAAGAAUUACGUAAAAUUGAGGCCCGAAAACGUGAUAGAGACCGUAAAACUCAGGAUUUACAAAAAUUAAUAAGUGCAGUUGAUAAACAAAAUGAUAGUAGGAAAAGUUUAAAAAUUGAUAAAAAGACACCUCAUCACCGUAAACGCAUUGCUGUUCCAGUUCGACCAACUAGAGUUGAUCCAAAUAAUUUUGAAGCCACUACUAUUAAAUUUCCUGAUAUAAAAAAUAGUGGUGUGUCUACUCGUUCUCAAAGAAUGAAAAUACCAGCAAAUGUUAGCCAAAAAAAAGUAAAAAAUGUUGAACAAGCCCUACAAUCUUUGAAAAUUAAAUUAAAUCCUAUUCCGACUGAAGAAGUUUGCCAAAAUUAUAAUGAUUUACGUAAUGAAAUAGUUUUAUUAAAUGAAUUAAAAGCAGCAUGUAGUUCAAGUGAUUUUGAACUGCAAACAUUAAAACACCAAUAUGAAACAUUAAAUCCUGAUGGGGCUUUAAAAAUUGAACCAGUACUUAUGGAAGAAAUAGCUAGUUUAAGCGUGAAUGAAGACGAAAAUGAUGAAGAAACAGUCAUAAAAAUAAAACAAGAAAAUAAAGAACAAUUGGAAACAAGAGAUGUUACUUCUACUCCUAGAUCUGUUUCAAAAUCAGUUUUGGACAUGAUAUAAAUGUAUUUAAAGAAUAUUUCUUUUUUACACAUUUUAUGAUGAAAAAUAUCUGCUAUUGCAG
This is a messenger RNA of Sipha flava (yellow sugarcane aphid), 1599 nucleotides long. RefSeq names its product DNA methyltransferase 1-associated protein 1 (gene DMAP1). Gene Ontology annotation, biological process: chromatin remodeling; negative regulation of transcription by RNA polymerase II; DNA repair. The record is from RefSeq and is a predicted model, not a curated record. Lineage: Eukaryota; Metazoa; Arthropoda; Insecta; Hemiptera; Aphididae. The coding region runs from base 147 to 1538 and encodes 463 amino acids. The transcript has 8 exons. Gene Ontology annotation, molecular function: transcription corepressor activity. Gene Ontology annotation, cellular component: nucleus; Swr1 complex; NuA4 histone acetyltransferase complex.